This is a messenger RNA of Mycotypha africana, 1946 nucleotides long. Its product is annotated as P-loop containing nucleoside triphosphate hydrolase protein. The transcript has 5 exons. Gene Ontology annotation, biological process: reciprocal meiotic recombination; DNA repair; meiotic DNA recombinase assembly. The record is from RefSeq and is a predicted model, not a curated record. NCBI's taxonomy places the organism in Eukaryota, Fungi, Mucoromycota, Mucoromycetes, Mucorales, Mycotyphaceae. The coding region runs from base 147 to 1676 and encodes 509 amino acids. Gene Ontology annotation, cellular component: Rad51B-Rad51C-Rad51D-XRCC2 complex; replication fork; Rad51C-XRCC3 complex. Gene Ontology annotation, molecular function: ATP hydrolysis activity; ATP binding; ATP-dependent DNA damage sensor activity.
GCAGCAGCAGCAGCAGCAGCGACAUUUUAGGCGUGUCCAAAGAGGGAAAAUUCAUGCUCCGGACGGGGAUCAAUUCGUCCUCCUCACUCAACUCAAAAAUGAUUUGAUUUUUUCCCUUCUCCAAGCGUAAUGAGUAAAAGAGCAAAAUGCCUCUGAGAGAUUGGAUCGAAUUACAUUCACUGAGAGAAAAACUUGACAAUGGAGGCUAUCAAACGUUAGAAGAAUUAAAGCAAACCAGUAUACUUGAAUUAACCAAAGAACUUCAACUCUCAACGGAAGAAGUAGAGUAUGUGAUAAAAGUGUGCGGUAGAGAACCUACUACUGUUCAAAAGAGAACCUUGGCAGAAAUCAUCGCAGCAGAACAAGAGAAUAGUAUAACUACUUUGUCCAAAAAUGUGGAUACAUUACUCGGUGGUCAUGGUAUACCGCCUUUCAAGAUAACCGAGUUAUGCGGUGAACCUGGAUCUGGAAAAACACAACUUUGCAUGCAGCUUGCUGUGAAUGUACAGUUAGACAAAGAAAAAGGCGGUGUAGAUGGCGAAUGUCUUUACAUUGAUACAGAAGGUUCUUUUCAAGUCUCACGGUACAUCAAUAUAGGGCGACGUCACUUUAGCAUUGAAAAGAUGCUCAAGAGCAUUCAUGUAUUCCGCAUCUUGGAUCACUCAGAGUUGAUUGCCAUGAUUCGACAAUUACCAGACAUUAUGCAACACUAUCCCAAGAUCAAACUCGUCAUUAUUGAUUCCAUUGCGUAUCAUUUCCGGUUGAAUGUAUUGGAUGCUCGAGCACGGACAGCCAUUUUAAACUAUACGGCUCGUAUGUUGAUUGAAUUAGCCAAGGUCUAUACGUUGUCCGUGGUGGUGACGAACCAUGUGGCAUCCGAUGGUUAUCAAGGGCCGUUGACACCUUCCUUAGGUUCGGAAUGGGGUUAUUGGUGUGCCAAUCGUCUAUUUUUGUUUCGAAGACGACACUAUCGCUUUGGCUUCUUGUAUAAGGCAGUUGAAAAUGAGAACAGCAGGCCUGUUCAAUUUCAUAUAAGGGAGGAGGGUAUUGGUGAUCCAGAAGAAGAAGAAGUGGAGGUGGUGAAAAAAGAGAGCGAUGAGCGAGCGGAAUGGACAGAGGAAAUGGAUUCUGCUUGGGAAGAAGUGAAGCAGGCAAAAAUCAAAGAGGAAGAGGAAGCGAAAGAAUUCGAGGAUAUUUGGAACGAUGAUGCUGUGAAUGACAGGUUAAUAUCGCAGAUCGACUUGGGUUCUUCGGAAAAGGGGGCAGUAGGGAGUACAGUUCGAAAGACGGAUGACAACGACAACGACAACGGCGACGACGACAAUGAGAAGCAAUGUACGGUAGAUGAAGGGUUUAUACCCAGUUCGCAGAUCAUUGCUGAGGGAGUGCCAAGCUUGUUUGAUGCUGAAAGCAGCCCUCUUUCAGAGCCCUCUGAAGACGUUGAAACAGGCCUUGCCAGCAAUAAACGAAAGAUAAAUGUUGAAAAAGAGAGUCGGAAAAGAUGCAAGCAAACUACCCACGAAUCUUGUUCUAUCAUCACGAAAGAUGAGAAAACGAAUGACACAACAGCAGUCAACGACGACACAAGAGAGGACGUUGACAGAGGGUAUUGGGACAGUGAUUUGGAAGAAAGCUUGGAUUGGGAUUUUUUGCAGAAUGUUGAAAGUUACUUAUAAAAGAACACAUACCCCCCCCCCCAUUUUUCUAAUGACCUUAAUAUACCAUGAUCCAUCCAAUUUUGUACAUUCUAUCUAUUUUUCUUUUCAAUAAAGUACACUGUUACGGUUGUUGUCUUUUUUCUUCUAGGAACAGUACUUUUAUUUUUUUAUUUUUUUAUUUUUUGAGAAAAGGGUUCCUGUAUCCAUAUUAUUAUGGACCAAUCACUAAGCAUGGAAUUCAGGAGGCAGGGCGAGGCGGGGGGUGUGGUAGUGGUGCGGGGGGUGGGG